Molecule: messenger RNA, 2865 nt
Organism: Ziziphus jujuba (common jujube)
Lineage: Eukaryota; Viridiplantae; Streptophyta; Magnoliopsida; Rosales; Rhamnaceae
Product: LRR receptor-like serine/threonine-protein kinase IOS1
Exons: 12
Coding region: 34-2781 (915 amino acids)
Biological process (GO): protein phosphorylation
Molecular function (GO): protein binding; ATP binding; protein kinase activity
Source: RefSeq, a predicted model, not a curated record
CUCAUUAACUAGCUGCAGGAAAGCAGUAAGGUCAUGGAGAUUUUCAAACAUCUUAUAUAUGCAGUAAUAUUGCUUCUUGUUUUUGUUCUUCUGCAUCUUGUUCGCACUCAGGACCAAUCGGGCUUCAUUAGCUUAGAUUGUGGGCUCCCAAAAGAUACCCGCUAUACAGAGCCAACAACAAAAAUAGAAUAUAUUUCUGACGCACCCUUCAUUAGCACAGGCAUAAGCAAAAGCAUCUUGCCAGAACAUAAUAAAGCUACCCACCAACAGCAAGUAGCAUUUGUAAGAAACUUCCCUCUAGGAACGCGAAACUGUUACAAAUUAAACGUUACAAUAGCUACCAAGUAUUUGAUCAGAGCCACUUUUCUGUAUGGAAAUUAUGAUGGCCAAAAUAAGCUGCCGAAAUUUGAUAUGCACUUGGGACCUAAUUUCUGGGUUACAGUGAGUUUCAGCUCAGUAAGUUUAAGUAUCAUGAAGGAGCCCAUUCAUAUUACCUCCCAUUCGCAACACCAUCUACAGAUUUGUUUUGUAAACACCAAUUCUGGGAUACCUUUUAUUAAUGCAUUAGAAUUGAGACCUCUCCAAAAUUAUACUUAUGUUACCUCGACUGGGUCAUUGGCACUUGACCGUCGCUUGGAUUUUGGUUCAACCACCAAUCAAUCAUAUAGGUAUCCGUACGACAUUUAUGAUCGCCUCUGGACUCCCUGUACACAGAAAAAAGACUGGACCACGGUAACAAACUCGCUUCCUGUAAAUCAAGCGGUAACUUCCACGGACUACCAGCCACCCUCAAUUGUGAUGAACACCUCUGCAACCCCAUUAAACGCCAGUGCUCCCUUGGAAUUCAAUUGGGAGCCCCAGGAUAAACGCAGCCCAUAUUAUCUGUGCUUUCACUUUGCUGAACUCCAAUUACUCCAAUCCAACCAGUCCAGAGCAUUCGAUAUCUAUCUAAAUGGGUACCUGUGGUUUCAUCCAAGACCUCUCAUUUACUUGAAGUCAGAUGUUGUAUACUCUGGGAAUACUGCAAGGGAUUCAAAUUUGAGUUUUUCAUUGGUUCGGUCAGCAAACUCAACUCUCCCACCAAUACUUAACGCCCUUGAGGCUUACACGAUCAUAGAAUUCUCCCAACCAGAAACACACCAAGAUGAUGUGGACGCCAUCACCAAAAUAAAGUCAAGUUACAGAGUAAGUAGAAACUGGCAAGGAGAUCCAUGUGCUCCCGUAGAACUCUUAUGGUCAGGUCUAAAUUGCAACUACGAAGAUUUUGAUAUCCCUAGAAUCAUAUCCUUGAACUUGUCAUCAAGCGGUUUGACGCGUGAGAUAUCCUUCUAUAUAUCCAAUCUCACCAUGUUAAAAUCAUUGGAUUUAUCAAACAAUAGCUUAACUGGAUCAGUUCCUGAUUUUCUAUCUCAAUUGGAAAAACUGAGUGUCCUAAAUUUGAAAGGAAACAUGCUCAGUGGCUCAGUUCCAGCUGCACUCAUUCGGAAGUCAAACAACGGUUUUCUAUCAUUGAGCAUCGAAGAAAAUCAAGAUCCCUGCACAUCCCUUUCAUGCAAAAAGAAGAAUAAUAUGCUCAUUCCGAUAGUAUCAUCAAUUGGUUCACUGGUCGUUCUAUUAAAUGUAGCAGCUAUCUUCGUGGUCCUCCAAAGAAUAAAGCAAGACAGUAAUAAUUUUCUCAUUAAUUUAAGCCUUGGAAUUGGCAAAAUAAAAAAUUCCCAUAAUAAUAUGAUUAUGAAACCUAUGGUUCUAUUAGCAGAUGUAACACUAGGUGCUCGAUCAACUGUCGGAACUACUUCACUGGAGCCUAAAAACCGUCAAUUUACUUACGCUGAGGUCUUACAAAUUACAAAUAACUUUGAGAGAACUCUUGGUAAAGGCGGAUUUGGAACAGUUUACCAUGGCCUAAUAGAGGGCACUGAAGUAGCUGUAAAGAUGCUUUCCUCCUCAUCAGUUCAGGGUUAUAAACAAUUUCAAGCAGAGGUUAAGCUUCUAAUGAGAGUUUAUCAUGGAAACUUGACAAGCCUUGUUGGUUACUGCAAUGAAGGAACCAAGAUGGCUCUUAUCUAUGAGUACAUGGCCAAUGGAAGUCUUGAGUCUUAUCUUUAUGCAGAUGGAAGCGAAAAUGUUUUAAGUUGGCAAGGAAGACUUCAAGUAGCCCUGGACGCAGCACAAGGAUUGGAGUAUCUGCACAGUGGUUGUAAGCCACCUAUAGUUCACAGAGAUGUGAAGACCUCAAAUAUAUUAUUAGCUCGGAAUUUUCAAGCCAAACUAGCUGAUUUUGGGCUAUCCAAAACUUUCCCAACAGAUAGUGGCACUCAUGUGUCUACAGCUAUUGCCGGCACCCCUGGUUACCUUGACCCAGAGUACUACAAAACAAAUAGGUUAAAUGAGAAAAGCGAUGUUUACAGUUUUGGAGUAGUUCUCCUGCAAAUAAUCACAAGCCAACCUGCCAUAAGUAGAAGCGAGGAGAGGACUCACAUAAGCCAAUGGGUUAGUGAUAUGGCUGCUGAUGGGGAUAUUAGAAGUGUGGUGGAGCCACAGUUGCAGGGAGAUUUCGAAGUUAAUUCAGUGUGGAAAGCUGUUGAAAUAGCAAUGGCUUGUGUAUCUCCAACAUCAUCUCAAAGGCCAAAUAUGAACCAAGUGGUGAUUGAAAUAAAAGAUUGUCUAGCAAUGGAGUUAGCUCGAAAGAACCGCAAACCUCUGACCCAUUUGGCAGCUGAAUCCAGUGAAAUGUUUUAUAUAGCAUCUUCUGCUGAACUGAUCAAUCCCUUGGCAAGAUAGUAGUCUAUAUAUUAUAAUGAUGCUACUCCUUUUAGAGGUUAAAUAUUUUUCCAUGUUUUUAAAUAUACUAAAGCCUUUGUUUUC